This is a messenger RNA of Uncinocarpus reesii 1704, 648 nucleotides long. RefSeq lists its product as uncharacterized. The record is from RefSeq and is a predicted model, not a curated record. The transcript has a single exon. Bases 1 to 648 code for a protein of 215 amino acids. NCBI's taxonomy places the organism in Eukaryota, Fungi, Ascomycota, Eurotiomycetes, Onygenales, Onygenaceae.
AUGAAGUCGAGAAAACUAGGCAAGCUUCGGCAUAUUUUUCGCUCGACAAAAUCUGUCGACGGUCUCUAUCCUCAGUUUCCGCCACCACCCCCUAACGUGCUCCUUUCCAACCGUCAACAUUUCACAGACCUCAUCCACCAUCGAAAGUACCUUACUCCCCCAGGAGUGCAAGAUAACCCCCUUUACUCACUCUAUCGCCUCUACGAGUACGUGAUACUGGACGAAAACACUCAUCUCCGGAACGAGAUUGAAUACUUUUGGCGGAAUCACUCAUGGGCAGUCUGCGACAUACCAGAUCCCGAGGAUGAGGACCCUGAGCGCUACGCUGUGCUUUCAUGCAUACCACAGCUACUGGUCCUAGCAUUCAACAAUAAUAUUGAACUUGGCCUGCCUAGGGAUGCACCGGCAAUCAUGACGCACGACCAAAUGGACGAGUAUCGGCGCCGGGAAAAGGUUUGGGAAAAGCCUCCAGACUGGGUGGCCAAGGUCCCUCCAGUGAAAGAAACGCUAAAGAUCCCAUAUAAAAAGCAGGUUUACGUGGAACACCCCGAGUACGUUGUUCUGGAACACCUGGAUAACCUGGAAGCUUCCGAGGUGUUUAGGGAAAAGAAUAUCCUGACCGCUCGACCGCAUAUCUAUUUUAUAUGA